Molecule: messenger RNA, 1496 nt
Organism: Phragmites australis (common reed)
Lineage: Eukaryota; Viridiplantae; Streptophyta; Magnoliopsida; Poales; Poaceae
Product: RNA pseudouridine synthase 2, chloroplastic-like
Exons: 6
Coding region: 60-1382 (440 amino acids)
Biological process (GO): pseudouridine synthesis
Molecular function (GO): RNA binding; pseudouridine synthase activity
Source: RefSeq, a predicted model, not a curated record
ACUCAAAGCCCAACUACCCAAACGUUAUCCUCCUCCCCUCUUCAGCGGCCACCAGCGCAAUGGCAGCUGCGACGGCGCCGGCGAUCGCCACCACCCUCUCCGCCCUCCUACACCGCCGAACGAGACGUGGCCACAGACUUCGAGCUACCUACGCGAGGCGCGUCUCCUCCGACGCGAGCGCCGAGGCGGCGGAGCUGGAGAGCCGGAGGGGAGGCCACGGCGGGACGCGCCUGGAGGAGGCCGUGCCCGCCGGGGAGGGGCGUUCCCGGAUCGACGCGUGGAUCGUGGCGCGGCUGGGCGGAGGUGGCGUGAGUCGCUCGCGCGUGCAGGCCAGCAUCCGCGCCGGCCUCGUCGCCGUCAAUGGCCGUCCGGUCUCUAAGCAGGUUUCACAUACGGUGAAAGGAGGGGACUUGGUCAGCUGCACGGUGUCGGAGCUACAGCCUCUGAGAGCAGAGGCAGAGGACAUCCCGCUAGACAUUGUUUACGAGGAUGACCAUGUUCUUGUCGUGAACAAGCCAGCUCAUAUGGUUGUUCACCCAGCACCAGGCAAUGCAAAUGGCACCUUGGUCAAUGCUAUACUUCAUCACUGCAGGAUUUCGACAUUUACAUGUUUGGCACGCAGUUCAACAGGUGAUGAAUGCCCAGAUUCUUCAGAUGAUGAUAUUGACGUGUUGGAUGUCGAUCAAUUUACCACUGAUGAAGUAAGUUCAGAGGUCCGGGAAGCUCUUGUGCGCCCUGGUAUUGUGCAUAGGCUUGAUAAGGGGACGAGUGGACUUCUUGUUGUAGCUAAGGAUGAGCAUUCUCAUGCUCAAUUGGCAGAACAGUUCAAGCUGCAUACAAUUCGUAGGGUAUACAUCAGUCUUACUUGCGGUGUACCUAAUCCAAAUUCUGGAAGGAUUAAAGCAUCUAUUGCACGUGAUCCUAACAAUCGGAUCCGUAUGAUUGCUAUUGCUGGAUCAUGCCACAGAUAUGCACGGCAUGCUGCUAGUAGGUACAAAGUAAGAGAGGUAUUUGCUGGUGGUGGAUCCGCACUAGUAGAGUGGAGAUUGGAGACAGGGCGCACUCACCAGAUCCGAGCGCACGCAAAGUAUCUAGGGAUCCCUCUACUUGGUGAUGAAACAUAUGGAGGUACCAAAAGCAUGGCACUGUCACUUUUGAGACCGAGAACUCCUUCAAAAUAUCAUAGGGAUCUUUCAAAUCUGGUAUCUAAAGUAGACAGACCAUGUCUCCAUGCUGCAUUACUUGGAUUCAAGCAUCCACAUUCAGGAAAGAUCCUUGAAUUCUCAUGCCCCCCACCAGAUGAUCUUGCUGAGGUACUUGAUGAACUGCGACGUGUUACAUCAACAAGUGAUUGCCAAAAUGGUGAUGGUGUAGUUCGAUAACAGUUCUGUGCCUAAAUGCAAAGUGAUGUUUAGUGUAUAAUAUGUCUGGUGUAAGGUCUCUUUUAUUGGAGCUGUGAGGCCAUCAUUGAUUGAUUCAGGGGUUAAACUGCAGAA